CAGACAGAGGCAGAGGAUCCGUCCAGCCACAGCCGAAGCAUCCUUCAGACCAAACUUUCUCCAACACUAAACCAGUUUCAGGAACCAGAGAGGGAAGAUGCCUGUCUGCAGCAUGGUGGAGAAGAGUAACGGCGUGGUUGUGGGUGCAAAGCUGACCUGCAGCGUCCGGGAGGAGAACAAGACGAAGAAGGAGAGCUACAGCGCUGAUUGGAACAGUGUUGGUCUGAAAACCCAACCUCAGGACAGACAAACUAUGAGCAUGAACGAUGACUCUCGUAGAGAGACCCUGUCCCGGCAGUGGCAGUGCCGCUCCCUGAUCCAGACCUGUCCCUCUGGGGUCUUCAGGGUGGGUACUGUGGAAAGAGGGGUGAGGGAGCACCAGCUGCUGCCCAAGAGACACACCCUCCCCUUGCCCAUCUUCACCCCAGCAGAGCUGGGCGUCCGACUCGGGCGCGGGGCCCCCCACACAGAGCAGGACCUGCAGCCCUUCCCCACACCCGACGGCGUCUGUCCCAGCAAGAGGUCCGUGGACGAGAUCACCAGAGACCUGCCGCCCGUCAAGCCCGUCCUCCUGGAGUUCGCCAAAGCGCCCAAAGCCCUGGGUCGCUCCGUGUCUCAGGAAGCCCAGAGAGGCUGAACGAAAGAUCAGCUGAGGAGAGGCUCGACGGGAAAGAGCAGAAGUGUCAACGUGUACAUAUGUAGACUCAACUCUAGUGGCGUUCAUCAGAAAUGUAGACCUUUAGCACCAACGACGUGUCACGUUUUUAACAUCGGCAUUUCAUGUGUUUGUAGAAGGGUGCACUGUGACAGAGAAGGGGGGAUUUUCAGCCGCCAUGUUUGCUGGUAUCUUCUUGUGACGCGUGCACUAACGCACUUUUAUUUUGAAAAGUGCAAACGGAAAGAAAGGAUUCAUUGAUCAAGUCUUUGACGGUAACAGACGGGUAAAUUAGAGACACUUAACUGUGUGUGAAGGAGUGGAAACAGGUGAAGGAAGGUCAGAGGAA
Molecule: messenger RNA, 1004 nt
Organism: Nematolebias whitei (Rio pearlfish)
Lineage: Eukaryota; Metazoa; Chordata; Actinopteri; Cyprinodontiformes; Rivulidae
Product: titin-cap (telethonin)
Exons: 2
Coding region: 98-637 (179 amino acids)
Biological process (GO): cardiac muscle tissue morphogenesis; cardiac myofibril assembly; detection of muscle stretch
Cellular component (GO): Z disc
Molecular function (GO): protein-macromolecule adaptor activity; titin binding; structural constituent of muscle
Source: RefSeq, a predicted model, not a curated record